This is a messenger RNA of Diaporthe batatas, 2917 nucleotides long. RefSeq names its product NADPH--hemoprotein reductase. The coding region runs from base 639 to 2717 and encodes 692 amino acids. NCBI's taxonomy places the organism in Eukaryota, Fungi, Ascomycota, Sordariomycetes, Diaporthales, Diaporthaceae. The transcript has 4 exons. Gene Ontology annotation, cellular component: cytosol. The record is from RefSeq and is a predicted model, not a curated record. Gene Ontology annotation, molecular function: NADPH-hemoprotein reductase activity; FMN binding; flavin adenine dinucleotide binding.
GGGUAAAGUGGCUCAGGCAACAUCCCCCAAAAGUACCUAGGUAAACCCGGCAAUUCCUUAGCAGCAGCACUAUCCUCCAGCGUCCAGACUCCACACAGCCGCAGCGGCCCCCCCCAAACGACCGUUUACACUUUUUUCUCUCCUCGGAUUAAAACCGGACCACUGAAAACCCCGUUAUCAGUUAUCGCCCUCCCCCGUCCGUUCUCGUCCUCCUCCACUCCGACGCCACGUUUGAAUCCCAACACGCUUUGCUGUCUCCUUCGCUCUCGGGAUCUAUAAAACCUUGUAGAGCACCCUACAAGGCGACUCCUUCUGCCCGCCCUUCACCGUAGCGCUGGCGGCUGACCCGUGUCAUCUUCCCUUGACGGUCAUCAGCACGUAAUCCUGCAACUGGCUAACGCCGGGCUCUCCCGCACGAGCGAUCAAUCCCCACCGCACCGCACCGAGCUUCUUGGCGACCAGAGCCCCAGGAGGAGGUUGCGUGCCAUCUUCGCUUCUCUCCCUCGUCCAAACCACCCACCUGAUCCUUCAGCUCGUCCGCCGCUCAGCGACGCUCCAGUUCCGCAGCUUCCCCAGCACCACAGCCGCGGAUCCACCACUGGCCUUACCACGUGUGCCUCGGCACCGGUCGCGCCAAGAUGGCUGAACUCGACACCUUGGACAUCGUCGUCCUCGCGGCGAUCCUCCUCGGGACCCUGGCGUACUUCACAAAGGGUAAAUACUGGGGGGUCACCAAGGAUCCGUACGCAAACUCAUUCGCCAACGGACAUGCCGCAAAGGCCGGCAAGACCAGGAACAUCCUGGAGAAGAUGGAGGAGAGCGGGAAGAACUGUGUUAUUUUCUACGGGUCUCAGACCGGAACCGCCGAGGAUUACGCCUCGAGGCUCGCCAAGGAAGGCAAGAGCAGGUUCGGCCUCGAGACCAUGGUUGCCGACCUGGAGGACUACGACUACGAAAACCUCGACUGCAUCCCCAGCGAUAAGGUCGUCAUGUUUGUCCUGGCCACGUACGGUGAGGGCGAGCCCACCGACAACGCUGUAGACUUCUAUGAAUUCAUCACUGGCGAGGACGUCUCCUUCUCGGAGAGCAACGACCCCCCUCUGGACAACCUCAACUACGUCGCAUUCGGCCUCGGCAACAACACUUACGAGCAUUACAACUCCAUGGUCCGCAACGUCAACAAGGCCCUCGAGAAACUCGGUGCCCACAGGAUCGGCGAGCCCGGCGAGGGUGAUGACGGUGCCGGCACCAUGGAAGAAGACUUCCUCGCCUGGAAGGAGCCCAUGUGGACUGCUCUCUCUGAGAAGAUGGGCCUGGAAGAGCGCGAGGCCGUCUACGAGCCGAUUUUCAGCAUCAUUGACCGCGAAGGCUUGACCAAGGACUCGCACGAGGUCUACCUGGGAGAACCCAACAAGAUGCACCUCGAGGGCGCCGCCAAGGGGCCUUUCAACGCCCACAACCCGUACAUUGCCCCUAUCGUCGAAUCUCACGAGCUCUUCUCUGUCAAGGACCGUAACUGCCUGCACAUGGAGGUCGACAUCAGCGGUUCCAACCUGAGCUACCAGACCGGUGACCACAUUGCCAUCUGGCCUACCAACCCCGGUGAGGAGGUCGACCGCCUGGUCAACGUCCUGGCACUGUCUGGAAAGCGCGAUCAAGUCAUCAGCGUCAAGGCUCUGGAGCCCACGGCAAAGGUCCCCUUCCCCACCCCCACCACCUUCGAUGCGAUUGUCCGCUACCACAUGGAAAUCUGUGCCCCUGUCUCCCGUCAAUUCCUCGCUACUCUGUCGGCGUUUGCGCCUGAUGAGGACUCCAAGGCUGAGAUGACCAAGCUUGGCAGCGACAAGGAUUACUUCCAGGAACAAGUCAGCUCCAAGCAUCUCAACAUUGCCCGCGUGCUCGAGUCCGUUGCGAAGGGCAAGCAGUGGGAUAACGUUCCUUUCUCUUGCUUCAUUGAAGGCCUCACUAAGCUGCAGCCCCGUUACUACUCCAUCUCCUCGUCUGCAAUGGUCCAGCCCAAGAAGAUCUCCAUCACCGCCGUCGUUGAGAGCCAGACUCUUCCUGGUCGCGACGACCCGUUCCGAGGCGUUGCCACCAACUAUCUCCUGGCUCUGAAGCAGAAGCAGAACGGCGAUCCAAACCCGGAGCCUUUCGGUGCGAGUUAUGAGCUUACUGGCCCCCGCAACAAGUACGACGGCAUCCAUGUGCCUGUUCAUGUGCGUCACUCGAACUUCAAGCUGCCCUCGGAUCCCUCGAAGCCAGUCAUCAUGAUCGGUCCCGGUACUGGUGUGGCGCCGUUCCGUGGAUUUGUUCAGGAGAGGGCAAAGGAAGCCGAGGACGGCCAGAGCAUCGGCAAGACCAUUCUCUUCUUUGGCUGCCGGAAGCGAAGCGAGGACUUCAUGUACGAGAGCGAGUGGGAGCAAUACAAGAAGGCCAUGGGUGACCAAUUCGUGAUGCACACCGCGUUCUCGAGAGAGGGGCCAAGCAAGGUUUACGUGCAGCAUCUCCUCAAGCAACAAGGCAAGGAGAUCAAUGAGCUCCUCGAGAAGAAGGCCUACUUCUACGUCUGUGGCGAUGCCGCAAACAUGGCCCGUGAGGUCAACACCGUCCUGGCCCAAAUCAUCGCUGAACACAGGGGUGUGUCCGAGGCCAAGGCAGAGGAGAUUGUCAAGAACAUGAGAGCUGCCAACCAAUACCAGGAGGAUGUUUGGUCAUAGAAAGCCAGCGUAUUUUGAUCGCAUUUUCUGUGAAGCGGAGCCCAUUCAUGCCAGGCUUUUACAUCUGGUUGAAUACCUCGUGUGUUAUUGGGGAUACAGGAGUUAUGGCAUUCUCGAAAAUUUAUUGAAAUUCAGCAAGCCUAGAACGAUUAGUUGUUAUUGCCCACGUUCAUAACUGAAAAUACACUUGUUAAUACUUG